This is a messenger RNA of Camellia sinensis, 927 nucleotides long. Lineage: Eukaryota; Viridiplantae; Streptophyta; Magnoliopsida; Ericales; Theaceae. The record is from RefSeq and is a predicted model, not a curated record.
AUGAACAAUUUGACUAAAGUCAUAUUGAAUGGAGAUUUUGAUGAAUCUUUAUCAUCUGAUGAUGAUAUCAUCAUGAUGCAACUAUUCACAGCGCAACAACAAAGAUUACAGACGUUGAGCCUAAACCAACAAACCAAACGUGUUGGUUCCACACGUGGUUGUCGAUACAUUAAUUUAUCUUACACGAUAUUCAACAAAGUGAAUGAGUACUUCAUCCAAACCCGUGAUGCCACUGGUGCUCUUGGAUUAUCCGGUGUAGAGAAGAUGACUGAAGCACUUCGGAUCCUCCAGUAUGGGUGCCUGCUGAUGCUCAGAUUAUUGCAAGAAGGAGAGCAACGCGGGUUUCCUGGAAUGUUAGGGAGUUUGGAUUGUAUGCACUGGCGUUGGGAUAAAUGUCCGAGUGCCCAAGCUGGUGCUUACACUGGACACUAUCACAAAUCAACAGUUGUACUCGAGGCAGUUGCCUCCUAUAACUUAUGGAUUUGGCAUGCUUUCUUUGGCAUGCCUGGCUCUCUAAAUGAUAUUACUGUUCUUGACAAGUCGCUUUUAUUUGCUGAAUUAACUAGAGGACGUGCCCCUGCUGCCAACUACACCAUCAAUAAUCAUGCGUACACCAUGUGGUAUUAUCUUACUGAUGUUAUCUAUCCUCGUUGGGCAACGAUUGUGAAAAUAACAUCUCAACCUCAAGGCACAAAGAGACAACUAUUUGCGAGGAUGCAGGAGCCAUGUCGGAAAGAUGUCGAAAGGGCAUUUGAAGUGCUCCAAGCACGAUUUAAUAUUGUCACAGUGCCAGCUAGAGGUUGGAGUGAUAAGGAUUUGUACUACAUCAUGAAGACGUGCAUUAUUUUGCACAACAUGAUCAUUGAAGAGCAGCGUGAUAUUCCAGAAAAUGAACGCAGUGCAGCACAACUUGAGACUGAUACCUAG